Messenger RNA from Balaenoptera ricei (Rice's whale), 3230 nucleotides. RefSeq names its product NADH-cytochrome b5 reductase-like (gene CYB5R5). The transcript is spliced from 7 exons. The coding region runs from base 147 to 1088 and encodes 313 amino acids. The record is from RefSeq and is a predicted model, not a curated record. Gene Ontology annotation, molecular function: oxidoreductase activity. NCBI's taxonomy places the organism in Eukaryota, Metazoa, Chordata, Mammalia, Artiodactyla, Balaenopteridae.
CGUCAGCAAUUUCCCACAAGUGGAACCCUGCCUGCCUCCCCGGGGAAGCGCAGGAGAGUAGGCUGGCAAGGGAGCAGGGCCUGGGCCUACCCUGGGAAGAGCACCCAGUUGCCCGCACCCCCUGCCUGACCAAGGCCCCACUGACAAUGGACAAGGGGGAGGAAGACGACGAGGAGGAAGCCUGGCUGCAGCUUCGGCCGGUGGAGCCCUUGCCCUCCCAGUGCUGCGGCAGCGGCUGCUCCCCCUGCGUGUUCGACCUCUACCAGCGAGACCUAGCAAGUUGGGAGGCAGCCCGAGCCAGCAAGGACAGGAGCCUGCUGAGUGGAGAAGAGACACAGAGCUGUCCUUCCAAACUGAGCCCAGAGACCUUCCUGGCCUUCCUCAUCAGUGCCACAGACAGACUCACUAAGGACACCUACCUUGUCCGGUUUGCAUUACCUGGGAACAGCCAGCUCGGCUUGCGGCCUGGCCAGCACCUCGUCCUACGAGGGAUAGUAGAUGGCUUAGAAAUUCAGAGAGCCUAUACGCCCAUCAGCCCUGCCAACGCAAAAGGAUACUUUGAAGUUUUAAUCAAGUGCUACCAGACAGGGCUGAUGUCCCAGUAUGUGGAGUCCUGGAAAGCAGGAGACACGGCUUUCUGGCGAGGACCUUUCGGAGGCUUCUUCUAUAAACCAAACCAGUACGGUGAGCUCCUCAUGCUGGCUGCUGGCACCGGCCUGGCCCCCAUGGUGCCCAUCCUGCAGAGCAUCACAGACAACGCAGAGGAUGAGACCUUCAUCACCCUGGUCGGCUGCUUCAAGACCUUUGAGGGCAUCUACCUGAAAACCUUCCUCGGGGAGCAGGCUCGUUUCUGGAAUGUCCGCACCUUCUUUGUACUCAGCCAGGAGAACUCCCUAGAGCAGCUUCCCUGGAGUUACCGGGACAAGACCCACUUUGGCCGCCUGGGCCGGGACCUGAUUGAAGAGCUGGUCGGCUCCUGUCGGAGAAAGCCGUUUGCAUUGGUCUGUGGCUCAGCUGAGUUUACCAAGGACGUGGCCGGGUACUUGCUCAGCGCAGGCCUGGCCGAGGACUCCUACUUCCUCUUCUAGGCCUGGCCUCCCUUCUAAAGCUCAGGCUAGGGGCCUGACACUGGGACGCAGGAAGGGACACAGACUGGAAUCCAAAGACAUGAAUGGAAGACCGCUGCUAAUUCUCCAGGUGACCUGGGACAAAUGUCUUUACCUCUGCACACCUCCGUUUCUCAUCCACCCCACGCGGUUCCUGACUGCCUCAAGCAGGCAUCCUACUGGGAGGAGGGAGGUGGAGCUGUAGGAACCUUGGGGAGGAGAGUAUCCGGCCGGGAGUCAGGGAGGACUCCCUGGAGGGAGCCAGGUCCUGGCUGGGUAGGAGUUGGCAGGAGAAGGACUAGGAGGGGCUUUCCUGGUUCCUCAGCUUCAAGGGUUUGAGAGGGGCUCCCACUGGGCCCUGCCCUGUAAUGCCUGUGCCAAAGCCUGCUUUCCCUGGAGAUGUGUGUCUCUUGUGGCCUCAGGGCUGGCUCAGAUGAGGUGCUCACUGGUUAGGGAAUGACCAUAACGGAGGCUAGAGGAGGCACUUGCUGUAUGUACCUCCAGUGCCGUGAGCCUGACACAAUGAAGGUCGUGGGUUCUGUGACCUGACCAUGUCUCAGAACAAGGUGGGGCCCUAGAUUACCUUUAUUUUGGCACCAGGCCUUUGGUGCUGCAAAAGGCUUCACUCUCAGUCUCCUUUUCCUGGCUCAAGAGCCCAGCCCAGAGUCCUUUCCCCAGCAAAAGAGUCGUGAAAGCAAAUGCCCCUCCCUCCUGCAGGCAGCCAGCUCAGCCAUGCCUUCAGCUGCAGCGCCCUGGUGAUGGUUGCUAUGGAGAUCUAAAGAUAGAGCAGGAGUCCGGAGACCUGGGUCCUUCUCCCUGCUCUGCCCACUGAGCUGCUGCUGCUUCUGAGCCCCCCACCCCUCCCCUCCACACCCCGCCCCCUCCAUCCUUCAUGGGGCAUAUGCCCUCCGCAGGGAACCUAGCAAUCCUGGGCAGCACACCGCAGUUAAUGAAUUCUCCUUUCUGUAGCCUGGGCUCCAGUGUGCUGCACCAGCUCAGGCUGGCUACAGGCAGUCCCAGAGUUGGAAUAUUAAGCCAUGGAAUCUCAGAAUCAAAGAACCAUAGAAUCGUAGAGUUGGAAUUUUGCAGUCAUAGAAUCACAGCUCUCAUCAUAUCAGAGGUUAAAGCUCAGGACUCCAAAAAGCAUCCCAUCUACCAGACUCAUUGUAUCAAUGGGGAAAUCAAGGCCCAGCGAGGCCAUGUGACCUGCCCAAGGUAAAACAGUUCAUGGCAAGGCCAGGGUCAGAAGCCAGGUCUCUAAUGUCAGCCCUGUCCUCAGAGUUCUGUACCAGUGACUUUUAAACUGGGCUCUGCAGGACACUACAGUUCCUGGCACGACAGCAGUGAAGGAAUGGCCAGGUGGGAUCUCCAGGCCCCCUUCCAACCAGAACAGUUUUGUUUUUAUCCCAUUUAUAUCUUGGAGCUUGGAGUCAUUUUCAUUUGUGAAACAGGGUUUUCCUGCACUGCCCAAAAAGUUGCAACAAAUCUCCUUGCUGGGCCAUGUUCAAUAAAUAAUUAUGGCAAGCAGUUGGGGGAUGGUGCCAAAGGUUUCAGACCAAGUUUCACAGACAGAAUUCCAUGGUCAAAUAGAUGUGGGGAAUACUGCAUGUGACCUUCACCAGGAAUCACGUGCACACGAGCAUAUUAAAGGCUCUGAAAUGUCCAGUGGUGAAGAAACGUUUUUCAUUUUGUUUAACCCAGAGUUUCCCAAGCUUAUUUAAUUAGAGAACACUUUGAGACCAGCAUUCCAUGGACUACUUCAGGAAAUGCUGGUCUGUUGCAAAGCCUCUUUUCAGCAUAGCGUAAUCAGUGGGGAGGCCCUUCCCUGAGAGGCAGAGGUCCUGAGCAGGAACUGUGAUGUCGUUCGGCCUCUCCUGUGACUUGAGCAAGACUCUUUCUCAGGGCCUCUGAAUCUAUGCAUCUUCCUCCGCCCUUUCCUCUCCCUCAGUUAGUGCGUCCUAUUGAUUCUACUCACAAAUACUCCUGGAGGGCCUGUUAGGAGCCAGACUCUUAGGCACUGAGGGAAGAACAAUGAACAAGGUGGGUACGGUUCUGGGAAGCUCCAUUGGGGAGCUUAUAGUCCGACAAGGAAGGCAGAAAUUAAAGUUGUAAUUCUAAAAGGGA